AUGUCACACACAGAACGGCUUUCGUCGACCAACAUCGGCACACUGACCAAAGAUCGAGACAAAUGCAUCAAGAUCUCUGUGAAAUCCAUGGUCCACGGCCUCCCUUGUCCUUUUCCUGUAUUCAUCGUUCGUGUCCAUCUCCGUGUAGCCGUCAGUGGCUGGCGUCCCGGAGUCUGGAAAUGGCUUGUAAACUGUCACCUGGUGGCCGCGGUCCACCAGGGCGAGCAGCACGCCCCUCAUGAGCUUUUGGUUUUUAACUGCCAUCGUCUCAAUGGCCAGCACGUGGGCGGCAUACAAUGGCCUCUAGCAGACAGCCAGCCAGGCUUCUGUAACAUCCGUUGGAAUCGAAACGAAAUGGUAGUUGCAUUGUUAGAUGUGAAGUGCAAGUACACACCUGUCCCUCUAAUAGAAGUCACGAUUGACCGACUAAUGUCACCGUACAAAGUCUCCGACUAUCCACAACAAGUGUAG
Messenger RNA from Macrosiphum euphorbiae (potato aphid), 471 nucleotides. NCBI's taxonomy places the organism in Eukaryota, Metazoa, Arthropoda, Insecta, Hemiptera, Aphididae. The record is from the annotation of a GenBank genome assembly.